UCAGCGCCUACAUAGAAAAGCCUUGUUUGUCUGCGGUGGCAACUUUACAGCGACAAGAGGCUUUGAAAUACAACAGGCGCGUAAUUUUUCAUGGUAUCGCCUUCUCAGUGCUUUGAGUUUCUUUUAAAGUUCUGAAGGAUUACAAACAUUAAAUACAACAAAUCGUGUUUCGUGUGAGUUUUUUUCUCACACUCUGAGAAUUCCAUAAUCUUCCAUUCAAAAAAGGAACGAAAUCCACUGGGCGAGCAGCUGCGACGGCGCACAGGGCAAAGUGCCUGAAGAAGGGGACGUAAUUUUGCACUUUCGGAUGGGAUAUCUUAUUCCCCCUGGGGUUACCUGCAGGCUAGCAAUGAUCGGUUUGGGGCUAUUGUUUAAGGACGUUUUGUUUUAGGAUUAUAUUUUUUAUUUAACAGCCAGCGUUUUUUUGUGAUCUUUGGAGGAGAACUAAAAUCAUUAUUUAACAAUGCCGGAUCUAAUAUCAAUUUCGGAAUUUGUAUCCGAGACCAACGAAGAUUACAAAUCUCCUACGGCUUCAAACUUCACCACUCGGAUGGCACAGUGCAGGAACACAGUAGCUGCGCUGGAAGAGGCACUAGAUGUUGACCGAAGUGUUUUGUACAAAAUGAAGAAAUCUGUGAAAGCGAUUUACACCUCUGGUCUUGCACAUGUGGAAAACGAAGAACAGUAUACACAGGCCUUGGAAAAGUUUGGAGAAAACUGUGUCUACCGAGAUGACCCCGAUUUGGGCUCUGCUUUCCUCAAGUUCUCUGUGUUCACAAAAGAGCUGACAGCCCUUUUCAAAAAUCUGUUUCAAAACAUGAACAAUAUCAUUACAUUUCCACUGGAUAGUCUUCUAAAAGGUGAUCUGAAAGGCGUUAAAGGGGAUCUGAAAAAGCCUUUUGAUAAGGCCUGGAAAGAUUAUGAAACAAAAGUUACUAAGAUAGAGAAAGAGAAGAAAGAACAUGCAAAGCAGCAUGGGAUGAUUCGGACUGAAAUCAGCGGGGCAGAACUUGCUGAGGAAAUGGAAAAGGAAAGGCGAUUCUUUCAGCUACAGAUGUGUGAGUAUCUUCUGAAAGUUAAUGAGAUCAAGAUCAAGAAAGGAGUUGACUUGCUUCAGAAUCUUAUUAAGUACUUUCAUGCCCAAUGCAAUUUCUUUCAGGAUGGACUGAAAGCUGUGGAAAGCCUUAAGCCAUCAAUGGAAAAGCUGGCUACAGAUUUGCAUGCGAUAAAGCAAGUUCAAGAUGAAGAAAGAAAACAGCUGACCCAGCUUAGAGAUGUCCUGAAGUCUGCCUUGCAGGUCGAACAGAAAGAGGAUUCACAGGUCCGUCAGAGCACUAUGUAUAGUUUGCAUCAACCUCAGGGAAACAAGGAACAUGGCACUGAAAGAUGUGGAAACCUGUACAAGAAAAGUGAUGGUAUUAGGAAAGUGUGGCAAAAAAGAAAAUGCAGUGUUAAAAAUGGAUAUCUGACAAUAUCUCAUGGGACGGCUAACAGACCACCAGCCAAGCUCAAUUUACUGACUUGUCAAGUGAAGCCUAAUCCAGAUGAGAAAAAAAACUUUGAUCUCAUAUCACAUGACCGAACAUACCAUUUUCAAGCAGAAGAUGAGCAAGAAUGUCAAGUCUGGAUGUCCGUGUUACAGAACAGCAAAGAAGAAGCUUUGAACAAUGCCUUCAAAGGUGAUCAUAAUGUCGGGGAAAACAACAUUGUUCAGGAACUGACAAAAUCCAUUAUGGCAGAGGUGAAGAGAAUGACAGGCAACGAUGUCUGUUGCGACUGUGGGGCAUCAGAUCCCACAUGGCUCUCAACAAAUCUUGGAAUUCUGACGUGUAUUGAAUGCUCUGGAAUUCACAGAGAGCUUGGUGUUCACUAUUCAAGAAUACAGUCUCUCACACUUGAUGUUCUGGGAACCUCAGAACUCUUGCUGGCCAAGAAUAUUGGAAACUCUUCAUUCAAUGAGAUAAUGGAGGCUUGUAUUUCAGCAGAUGUUGUUAAACCCAGUCCUGCUAGUGACAUGAAUGCACGAAAGGAUUAUAUCACUGCCAAAUACACUGAAAAGAAGUAUGCUAGGAAGAAGUGCACAGAAAAUGCUGCUAAACUGCACGGUUUGUGUGAAGCAGUGAAAGCCAGAGAUAUAUUGUCAUUGGUACAAGUCUAUGCCGAAGGUGUGGACAUGACUGAGCCAAUCCCUCUCGCAAAUGGACAUGAGCAAGGAGAAACUGCACUUCAUCUUGCAGUGAGGCUAGUGGACCGUACUUCACUCCAUAUAGUGGACUUUUUAGUACAAAAUAGUGGCAAUCUGGAUAAGCAGACUGCAAAGGGUAGCACCGCUCUGCACUACUGUUGCCUGACAGAUAACAUUGAGUGCCUCAAGCUGUUACUGAGGGGGAAGGCCUCCAUUGAAAUAGCCAAUGAAGCUGGUGAAACGCCGCUGGACAUUGCAAAGCGUCUGAAACACACUCAGUGUGAAGAGCUGCUGACACAGGCUUUAUCUGGGAAGUUUAACGCACAUGUCCAUGUGGAAUAUGAGUGGAGGCUGAAACAUGAGGAUCUAGAUGAGAGUGAUGAAGAUAUGGAUGAGAAGCAGCCCAGCCCUUUGCGCAGAGAUGAAAGACCUAUCAGCUGUUAUCAGCCUCCCAGCGCUCCUCUUCAACCCACAGCAGCUGCUUUGGCAAGAGACGCAGCAAACCUUGUUAAGGACAAGCAGAGAAGUUACGUUCCAAGCAUGAUCAACAAUGAGACGUAUGGAACAGUUCUAAACACCAGCCCAAUUUCAAACCAGCCAGCAGCCCCAGUGACCACCAGUGGUCCUCCACUGCCACCAAGAAAUAUAGCCAAAGUUCAGUUCCCAGUUCCAGGUCCAGGAGUACAGACCACAAGCUCCAAUAUGUGGAAGUCUGGAUCCUUGGGAAUAGAAAACAACAGCAGGCAGAGAUCCUCAUCUGACCCCCCCAAUAUUCAACCACCCGUUCCUCCUGUUCGUGUGACUUCAACAGCAAAUCCUCCUCCACCAGCCGCACCUCCACCACCUGUGGCAAAAACAGUUAGUGUUAUGGAAGCAAUGAAUCUUCAGUCAAAACAGCCAGGACCACCUCCUCUCCCUCCUGUGAAGCCGACACCACCGCCACUUCCUCCACACCCACCUGGCAGAGCCACACAACCAAAAUCUCCAGCCAGUACUGAGAAAACAUUCAACAAAGGACCUCUUGGACUGGGAUCGGUUCCUAAACCAGAAAAAGAAUUUAAGCCGGCAGCAGGGUCACAGUUGGGAUCCUCUCAGAACUCCACUGGACAGACCCAGGCUCCUGCUCCAAUGCCAAGAAAGUCCUUUGCUCAAAAACAGAAGCCAAAACGUGUCAAGGCCAUUUACAACUGUGUGGCUGAUAACCCUGAUGAGCUGACCUUCACAGAAGGAGAAGUGAUCAUUGUGGAUGGGGAGGAAGAUCAUGAGUGGUGGCUGGGCCACAUUGAAGGAGAUCCUACCAGAAGAGGAGCCUUUCCUGUCACCUUUGUCCACUUCAUCGUCGACUGAGGACCACCUCUUCCAUGCUUGUACUCCUCUCAUUUGCACUGGAGUGUCCAGCGUCCAAGCGCAGGAGGUGUGGAGUGGAGUCGAGCUCUUUGCUCUCGGAGCAGAAGUAAUCUAUGCAGGUCUCCAGUGAGAGGUUUUCACCAGUGCGUCUGUCCCUCUGUUUGUACCAAACACGACUACCUGCGUUUCAUCGUGAAUUUUCAGGAUGCACUUCCAAUCUGUAGCACAUGCCUAAACAAGCCUUCUGUUGCAAUAAAUGCACUUUUCGUAACGGUGGAACAACUGUGGUUAUUAAGGAAGAAACAAAAUGGGUGAGCGGUUUUUAAUUUUUUUAUAGGCUGGAGAUCAGAACUGGAAUACCAAACAUUGUUAUUAAAAAUGCUGCAAAAAUGCUAAUUUAAUGCAGUAGCAUAUUGUGUAUAUGAUGAUCUAUGGACAUGUAUAAGCUAAAUUUAAAAAGGAUGGUGCCUAUGGGAUUUAUUCAUGAUAAGCAUUAUAUUUAUUGCAUGUUUUAAGCAAAAAAAAAAAACUAUACUGGAACUUUUACUGGAAUAUGUCAAGCAGUAAGGAUACAGAAGUCUACCUGCACCCCAAGCCCUCCCCACUUUGCUGAACUUUAUAUAUGAAUAUGGCAGACCACGCAUGGCACAGCUCCACCUGGUUAAGCCAUUAUUUCAGGAAUCCCAUUUCUCCAAGGCACCGGGAAGCCCCUCUCAGUUGGGUCCAUCCUGGGGAUUUUUUGCUGCCUGGUUGGCCUUGGAGCUUUAGGAUCAAGACGUCAAAAAGAACAGCAGUUCUACUUGACACGACCUAAAGCAUACGUACGCAUGUAUUCUGGACUUGACACUCCUUUGAAAUUCGCUUUUAGACUUCGAAAGACGUUUGUACACUAAAGCCUCGCAGUCCAGUCUCUUUGCUUUUGCACGCCAUGGGAUGUUUUGCAUGUGCGUCUGCAUCUUCCCGAUUCUGAAUUUACCAGGAGGCAUGAAGGAAAUGCAGAAAAUUCAUAGUGCGAGAGGAUUUCCCUCACAAAGAUGACUUACUGUAUACCUAAGCAAAACUUUUUAUUUGGCAGCCACCAAGUGCGGGUGCUGGCGGGCAUCUUGUCGCUGCCCAUCUUACUUGAAAUGCCACAUCCACAGCUUUAUACGAAAUCUCCUCCACAGUAAUAACCUGAACUGUUUUUAGUGACUCCAAAUUGCUGCCAUGUUGUCACUCAUUCAGGUUGUCUAAAUAAACACGAAGGUGAUGAUGAGAAAUCUGCUUGUUCACUAAAAUAUCUGCCGAGGACUCCAUGUUGUUGAACAAAUGAUAAUUCUUUGCUCUUUUUAGAAAUUGUUGUUUAUUUAUUUUGGCAGAAACGUAGCAGAGCUAAGGAGUAAAUCUGCUGCACUGACACAUGAUGUGAUGUCAUGAGCCCCCGAUUGAGAAGAGUGACCAUGUUAGUGUGUCCGCCUGGGCUACAGGAACGUUCCUUUAGCUCAGCAGACCAAUAUUCAUAAACUUUCCAGUCUGCUGCUGUGCUGGCAGUAAAUUUAAAAUCAGGUAGAAAGUGGCCUGCAACUGAAACGGUGCGAACACCUUUUCUAACAUAUCACCAUUCUAUCAGAUGCUAAAAAGACCUAAAUGAGCCGGGAGCUGAAACAACUUACGGGAUAAACCGUUCCCAGCUUACUCAACACGUUCUGCCGUCUCCCACCACGUGUGAGAAAACACGACGUCCAAAUCCCUGAGGGCUGCUUAGUUACAUUCCUUGAAGUUUUUUGUAUUUUUUUUGGAGAUAUUUUUGAAGAGGUCCUUUGGUGAAUGUUAAUCAGAUUUUUUUAUGUUUUUCUAUGAGUUCAAAUUUUCAGUACAACAAAUGCAACACAUUUGUAUUUUUAAAUACAUAAGUGCACACUCACUCACACACACACACAGACAAUAUAUAUUAUAUAUAUAUAUAUAGUUUAAAUCCAUUUAAUGUAAUGAGUUUGAUUUAGUUGCAGAGCAACUGUACAUACUGUAUAUCCUUGAGAGACUUAUUCCUGACUGCUGUUAGCGGAGACUUGACAGCAGAGCAUGUGUAAUAAUAAAUGGAUGUGCCACAUAAUCCUUCUUUCAUCUGUUUAUUCCCAGGGAUUGUAACAAUAAACCCGUUACUGUAUCUAAUCGUC
Messenger RNA from Erpetoichthys calabaricus (reedfish), 5688 nucleotides. RefSeq names its product ArfGAP with SH3 domain, ankyrin repeat and PH domain 2a (gene asap2a). The transcript is spliced from 28 exons. The coding region runs from base 464 to 3532 and encodes 1022 amino acids. Gene Ontology annotation, molecular function: GTPase activator activity; protein binding. The record is from RefSeq and is a predicted model, not a curated record. Lineage: Eukaryota; Metazoa; Chordata; Cladistia; Polypteriformes; Polypteridae. Gene Ontology annotation, cellular component: cytoplasm. Gene Ontology annotation, biological process: positive regulation of GTPase activity.